Messenger RNA from Cimex lectularius (bed bug), 1596 nucleotides. Its product is annotated as elongation of very long chain fatty acids protein 7-like. The record is from RefSeq and is a predicted model, not a curated record. The coding region runs from base 115 to 978 and encodes 287 amino acids. The transcript is spliced from 8 exons. Gene Ontology annotation, cellular component: endoplasmic reticulum membrane. NCBI's taxonomy places the organism in Eukaryota, Metazoa, Arthropoda, Insecta, Hemiptera, Cimicidae. Gene Ontology annotation, molecular function: fatty acid elongase activity. Gene Ontology annotation, biological process: fatty acid elongation, monounsaturated fatty acid; fatty acid elongation, polyunsaturated fatty acid; fatty acid elongation, saturated fatty acid.
UCUUUUGACCGCAGUUCAAUCACAGAUUUUAAACAGGCAUGAACAAUCUAGUCGGCCAGUAAAACAAGAACGAUCUGACGCACGCCUCCUAAGGAUUAACAAAAUCAAGAUAUCAUGGAAGUUAUACGCAUCUUGGGAGAAACGCUAAAAUACUAUUUAGUAGAUGCAAGAGAUCCAAGAGUAGAUGAUUGGUUUUUAAUGCAAUCGCCUAUUCCGAUCAUUUGUCUACUUCUAGUGUACAAUUAUUUUGUUUUGAACCUCGGCCCAAAGCUUAUGGAAAAAAGGGCACCGUUUGAGCUCAAAUAUCCAAUGAUUUUAUACAAUUUAUCGCAAAUCUGUGCAAAUGGAUAUUUUGUAUUUGAAAGUUUUCGUUUAAUCUGGCUUCCAAGAGAGUACAACCUUUUAUGCGAAGAGGUCAACUAUUCAUCCACCGAUUUCCUAGCCCAAAGGGUUCUUUUUUUCACAUACCUGUUUUUCUGGACGAAAGUGCUAGAUCUGCUCGACACGAUCUUCAUGGUGUUGCGGAAAAAAAACAAUCAGAUUUCAUUUUUGCAUGUUUAUCAUCAUACCGGGAUGGUAAUAGCUAAUUGGAUUUGUACUAAAUACGUCGGCGGCGGCCACCCUGUAUUUUUUGGAACAGUCAAUGCAUUUGUCCAUACGAUAAUGUACUCGUAUUAUUUUCUAACUGCACUUUAUCCUCAAUAUAAAAAGUCAAUAUGGUGGAAAAAGCACAUUACUGAAAUUCAACUGAUUCAAUUCGUUGUGACGACGCUCCACAGCCUUGCGGCUUUGUUCAACCCCAGCUGUGGAUUUCCGAAAUUCCUCUUGACACUUUUCAUUCCUCAAGAUAUCUUCAUGUUCUUCCUUUUCAUGGACUUUUACGUAAAAGCGUACUGGAAAACACCCAAAGUUGACGUCAGCGACAAUCGUGAGAAAACGGUCGAAUGUAAUGGAGAGGAAAAGCUGAAACAAAGAUGAUUUUUCAAAUAUAUAGGAAAUGUUCUUUAUAAAUUUCUAAGGUAUUUAUUAUCUGAACAGAUUCGUUUAUUUUAAAUAUUAUUUCUUCGUAAAGUAUUAUUACUUAAUUUGAACUUUUCAAAUUGCUCUUAACAAUAGCAAAAAAGUGUAUAUAUUGUUAGCUUUAUUUUCUUUAGAAAAUUACUACAGUGUAAGAAAUAAUGUUUAUUUUAAAAACAGCAUGAUAAGUACAGAAAUAAAAGUUGCACUCUUACUUAUUUUAUCAAUCGUUGAUAUUAAAAAGUUAGAUUGCACAUGGUUGUACAUUACGACCGUUAAUAAAAAAAAUCCAUUUCAUAAUUUUUUGUAAUUUAUUCUAAGUAAAAUCUAGUUCAAUAUUUGUCACAUAGACUUUUUACAAAAAAGCACAAAAAGUUAAGCACAAAUAUUAAUUGUAAAAUUAAAUUAUAGUUCAAAUAGGUCUCAUUUGUAAGAUUUUUCUUUUUCUUUAUUUUAAACACAUAAUUUUUUUUUGUAAAUAGCACUUUAGGUUUCACUAUACUGUGCUUCUAUAAUUUUUUUUUAUUACACCUAUAUAAUUGUUAGUGAUAAAAUUGAAUUGUGUGGUUAAAUAAUGUC